AUGGAUUCUGCAGAGUUAUCUUUGUUCUGGAAUUCUCUCAUCGCAUUCCUAUUCCCCCUGUUCUACCUCCUGAUUGCGUCCUGGUUUGACCGUGGCCAUCUCGACGAGCCCGAGACGUCCGACACCCACAAUACAAGCAAGUCCGCGUCGUAUCCCUUUUGCCACAAAGCUAUUGCGGCCACACCUCUGAGGGAUGAACUGAAAAGGCCGUACUCUGGCCGGAAGCUGAGUCAUCGUCUAGAACGCGCGCGACUUUUCCACCUCGGCUUAAACGACAGGUACCUGAGAACCACCUAUUGCGAAUGUCGAAAGAGAAAAUCUGUUGAUCAAGAGGUCAACAUAGAAGAAAUCCCUGUCACGGGGUCUUCGUUGAAUGGAUAUUUCGACUGCGAACCAGACCUCAAUGCUAUUGCGGCUAAAAAUCCGCAGAACCUUUUCAACAGCUCCAUGUCCAUGUCAGCAUUGAAACGUUCAUUCAUGGGGUCUUCAUCAUAUGGAUAUCUCGGCUACGAACCAGACCUCAAUGUUCUUGCGGCGAAAGCGCCGCAGAACCUUUCAAAUAGCCCCAUAUCCAUGUCGGCAUGGAAAAGGUCAUUCACAAAGACAGAUUCUAUCCCGAUGUGGCGUUCCAAAUUGAUGAAACCCCCUUUCUGGGAGGAUCAAAACAUUCUGCUACCAGCGGCGCGCAUGAAUCCAAGCCGCCCUCAAAUGCGAGAGCUGCUUCGUGAGACCGAUGAAAAGCUGCGACCAAUCUAG
Molecule: messenger RNA, 756 nt
Organism: Diaporthe citri
Lineage: Eukaryota; Fungi; Ascomycota; Sordariomycetes; Diaporthales; Diaporthaceae
Exons: 1
Coding region: 1-756 (251 amino acids)
Source: RefSeq, a predicted model, not a curated record